AUGUAUAUUUACUUAUUUUUUUUUUGCAUCAAACAAGGCACAUUGAGCAAAAAUGGCGAGCACUGUUGGAAAGGUAAGUCUAAUACUCUAGUGUCUCCUUAUGUUUCUUUGGCGUCCUCUGUUGAUGGAGACCCAGAACUAAUUGCCGCUUCACAGACCAUCAAAUGUCAAGCUGCCGUUGCCUGGGAGGCUGGAAAGGAGUUGACCAUCGAAGAGAUCGAGGUAGAUCCUCCAAAGGCCCACGAAGUCCGUAUUCAGAUUCAUUAUACGGGGGUUUGCCAUACUGAUGCGUACACACUUUCUGGAAAAGACCCAGAGGGCGCAUUCCCCAUCGUCCUUGGCCAUGAGGGUGCUGGUAUUGUUGAGUCAAUUGGCAAGACGAACCUUUGCGGAAAGAUCCGAGCCACCCAGGGCCGUGGUGUUAUGCCAGAUGGUACUACCCGCUUCAGGGCCCGUGGAAAGGAUCUGCUGCACUUCAUGGGAACGUCUACUUUCUCUCAAUACACUGUUGUGGCCGAUAUAUCAGUUGUUGCUAUCACAGACAAGAUUGGGCUAGAUAGGGCCUGUCUUCUGGGAUGUGGCAUUACCACCGGCUAUGGAGCCGCAACAGUCACUGCCAAGGUGGAAGAAGGCUCGAACGUUGCUGUAUUCGGUGCUGGAUGUGUUGGUCUCUCUGUUAUUCAGGGAGCUGUCCAGAACAAAGCUGGUAGAAUCAUUGCAGUUGAUGUGAACGACACCAAGGAAGAAUGGGCACGCAAAUUCGGCGCCACUGAGUUUGUCAACCCCUCCAAGCUAGGAAACAAGUCAAUCCAGGAAUACCUGAUUGAAACCACCGAUGGUGGCUGUGACUAUACCUUUGACUGCACUGGCAAUGUAGGUGUCAUGCGAGCCGCCCUCGAGGCUUGCCACAAGGGAUGGGGCGAGAGCAUCAUUAUUGGUGUCGCAGCUGCUGGACAGGAGAUUUCUACUCGACCAUUCCAACUCGUCACUGGACGUGUGUGGAAAGGGUGCGCCUUUGGAGGAAUUAAAGGGCGCACUCAACUUCCCGGCCUCGUUGAUGACUACCUCAAUGGCAAGCUGAAGGUUGACGAAUUCAUCACUCACCGUGAGAAUCUGCCCAGAAUCAACACUGCCUUCGACGAGAUGAAGGCUGGAGACUGCAUCCGAUGCGUCGUCGACAUGACCAAGUAA
Messenger RNA from Trichophyton benhamiae CBS 112371, 1191 nucleotides. Its product is annotated as zinc-binding oxidoreductase CipB. Gene Ontology annotation, molecular function: S-(hydroxymethyl)glutathione dehydrogenase [NAD(P)+] activity; zinc ion binding. The record is from RefSeq and is a predicted model, not a curated record. The transcript has 5 exons. The coding region runs from base 1 to 1191 and encodes 396 amino acids. NCBI's taxonomy places the organism in Eukaryota, Fungi, Ascomycota, Eurotiomycetes, Onygenales, Arthrodermataceae. Gene Ontology annotation, biological process: formaldehyde catabolic process. Gene Ontology annotation, cellular component: cytosol.